AUGGUUCCUUCGGGGGCCAGCAAGGCCGCGGUGAAGCAGCUUCUUGGCCAAAAAUGUGGAUUGAGAGACGAGGAAAUUUUCAAAGGGAGUUUUUUUCGCCUUGCGGCACUUGCAAGGCUGGCCAAGCUUCAGAAGCGUCGCGAAAGACGGGAGCAGGAGCCCGCGGAGCGGCAGGAGGUGCGCCUUCCCCCCAGCAGCGGAGCACCGCCUGUCAUCGAGCUAGAGGACAUCGCUGGGAGUACUUUUCACAGCUGCGAGCAUGCCCAGCAGGUACAACGCCUAGGAGCAAGCGACCUAGACGACUGGCUGCCUUUGGUUUUAGAUCACCGACGGAAUCCUAGCUCUUUGUGUGUGCUGGAGGGCUUGGGUGACAGUGCUCCCACCACCUGUGGCCCUGGCGUGGAAACGGUCCGCAGAAUCUAUGCAGAUCCAGCGGCUCUCAAGGAGCACAAGUCUGGAUUGAGGCGAAAACGAGGCAGUUCUCGGUGGAGGCCUCCCAGCAAUCCGGUUGGCCACACGGUCCCCGGCAAUGCACGAUAUGAGGAAGUAUUGCCUGAAUUCAGAAGUUUGCCUGCAAUCACGCACUCGGUUUCCAUGCCAGCGACCAGCAGUGGUGUUUUCUUUCAAACAGAAGUCAAGAUGGAAGACGCGGCGCCGGUUGUGAUGAAGACGUCCUCUGUCCCGAAUCUGCCGAGACUGGGCCUAGCCGAAGAGCUCCCCGAGAUGUCGACCACAGUGGAGCUGAAGAGCUCCUUAGGUGUUGUUGAGACGGAUUCUCUGGAGAUCAGGCCAGAGCCAGAUGAACGAGCCGGUUCGAAAGGCGGAAAGCAUAAGCAGGCGCAGCGCCUGAUGAAAGCCUUUGAAAAGGCAGUUUCCGGGAGGUCCAUCCUGAUAUUCACCGACAAUGCAAAUGUUAGAAAGGGCAUCAUGCGAUCCUUAAUGUGCACGUCCAGAGAGAUGUCUAUAUGCUUCGCGCGCUCCUCCAACGAUUUGUGGAAAAGGCUCCAGGACAGCAAGGAGAGAUUCCAUGCGCUGAUCGUAGAUCUGGGCAAGUCGGAACUUGAAGCAGAGGGGCUUGUCAAGACAGUCCGGGCUGAUGCACACUAUGGUGGAAUUCCAAUCAUCGUGCUUUCUCAAGAGCGCGACUUGCCUGACCUGGUCAGGAAAAGCUGCAGCUUUGUCGUCUUUCAUCCAUUGUCAUCCUCCAUGCUCAGAGAAGCCCUGUUGUGGUGCUUCAACCGCCAAGCUUUACGAAAUCAGAGCUACUACUUUCCUGCAAGCCAACAGCCCGAGAUCCACCCAAAGCUAACAGCGGCUGCCUCGUCAACAUCAUUGAACUUGACUGUGAGAGCGAGGAGCGAGCAAUCGUCUCGCGCAAUAGGCUCUUCUGAUGCGCUGUUUCACCACUUCGCGACUGCGUGCCAGCUGUUGGGACGCGGAACGCCGAAAAGCCCAGAGGAGCUUUCGCCGACCUGUGAGCUGCGCCAUCAUAACCUUGAGAUCCUUCGGGCGCGAAGAGUCAAGAGGCGAAAUCUGUCGUCCGUGCAGGCAGGACAGGUGCUGGGGGUUCCUUUUCAGCAGCUGCAGGCCCGUUUCAUCCAGCUGAUGCAGCGAGUGCAGCAAGGAGGCUUGGAUCAGAUGCUGCACGUCACCAAGCCCCACAUGUUCAAUGGAUCAUGGAUGCGAGAUGUUUCGACUCACCAACAGCUCCUAGGCCAAGCCUUGAAAUAUGUCCCCGGUCCGGAUGUCUGUCUUCGAGUGUUCAACUUGCUGCACCCUCCAAAGACUUUCCCAAGCGUGCAGGGAGAUGAAGGUGCAAUCAUGUCGUACUAUUCUGAUGGGCAAGAUCCGAAGCAAGCCUGGAUAGGUGCAGAAGAUCCGUACUUGAUGGGGCCGGAGGAUGAAGGCAUAUCACACGCGGGUCGUGUCGAGCUUUUGAAGGCCAUUCGUGAGCAACGGCAGCAGUUGGACCUCAAGGAUGAGCAGCUUGAGGAGCAGAGCCGCCGACUGGAGCGCUUCCAGGAAGAGCUCGCGCGCUGCCUGGAUCCUGAUGAGGCGAAGCUGCUGCGAAAUCGGCUUGCCAAGGCCAAUGCGCAAAUCACGGAUCAAGCUACAGAACUCGACGAUAGCAAGUCGAAGGCUCGCGGCUUGGAGGGUCAAAUCUCAGUCUUGACCACCCGCUUGAGGGAAGAGACUGAAAGCAGCUCCAAGCUGGUAGCAGAGCUGUGUGCUCUGCGACGCCAGCUUGAGGCAGAGUAUGCAGUGCGAGGUGAACAGAAGUCCUGGCAGGAAUGUUUCCAGGAGGAGCAAAGAAAGUCACAGAUUCUGCAGCAGAAGCUCGAGGCGCAGGUCAAGGAGGCUGCCGCGAAACAGCUCGGUGCUGAGACCGCGAAGCAGCAGCUUCAGGAACAGGUCCUGCACUUGCAGGAGCUCUCGAAGGCGGGGGAGCACGCUCAGGCGUGGAAGGCCAAGGCCGACAAACUUGCCAGUGAGCUGCAAGCAUCGCGCAUGGCACAAAGUCUGCUUCAGGGCGAGUUGCAAGCAAUGCAGCAGCAGCGAGAUGCCUUUCAAGCGGCAAUAGAUGAGGCUGCGCGCACGGCCGCCAGCCUCGGCGUCAUGGAGCAGCGUGCAAGAACUGCCGAGCAAGAGGUCGCGUACCUGACGACCAAGCUGCAGGCUGCGGAGAGGAAGGCCUCGGAAGUCCCAAUGCUUGAGGCGCGUCUGACAGAACAGGCCCGGAAGAUGGAGAGCCAGGACAAGAACUGGCAGAAGGUGUUCUCCAGUUAUCCUCUUGUUGGUCAACUUCUGUUCCCAAACCCGAAGCCCGCGGCGGCGCCCCCGCCAGACGCUGCUGCGUCUGGAGGUGAUGCCGCGCCAUCGGCUGAGGCACGUGGUAUCGCGUGGCUACGCAAACGUCUUGCGUAG
Messenger RNA from Symbiodinium natans, 2925 nucleotides. Lineage: Eukaryota; Dinophyceae; Suessiales; Symbiodiniaceae. The record is from the annotation of a GenBank genome assembly.